Messenger RNA from Eutrema salsugineum, 1097 nucleotides. RefSeq names its product glyoxylate/succinic semialdehyde reductase 1. Gene Ontology annotation, cellular component: cytosol. Gene Ontology annotation, molecular function: NAD binding; NADP binding; 3-hydroxybutyrate dehydrogenase activity. The coding region runs from base 109 to 978 and encodes 289 amino acids. The transcript has 7 exons. The record is from RefSeq and is a predicted model, not a curated record. NCBI's taxonomy places the organism in Eukaryota, Viridiplantae, Streptophyta, Magnoliopsida, Brassicales, Brassicaceae.
UCUGGUUCAUCCCUUUUUCAUCAAUUGCUCAAGACGCAGUAGAGAGAGAGUAGAGAGAGAGAGAGAGAGAGAGAGAGAGAGAGAGAGAGAGUGGAGAGAAAGAGAAAGAUGGAGAUAGGGUUUCUGGGUUUGGGUAUCAUGGGAAAGGCCAUGUCAAUGAAUCUAUUGAAACAUGGAUUCAAAGUAACUGUGUGGAACAGGACUCUCUCGAAGUGUGAUGAACUUGUGGAGCAUGGAGCUUCAGUAUGUGAAACUCCAGCUUUAGUAAUCAAGAAAUGCAAAUACACAAUCGCUAUGCUCUCUGAUCCUUCUGCUGCUCUUUCGGUUGUUUUCGAUAAAGAUGGUGUUUUGGAGCAAAUCUGUGAAGGAAAAGGUUAUAUAGAUAUGUCUACAGUUGAUGCAGAGACUUCCUUAAAGAUCAAUGAGGCAAUUACCGGGAAAGGUGGUCGAUUCGUGGAAGGUCCGGUUUCAGGUAGCAAAAAGCCUGCAGAAGAUGGACAGCUCAUCCUACUUGCUGCUGGUGACAAGGCGCUCUUCGAGGAAUCGAUACCAGCAUUUGAUGUGUUGGGGAAGAAGUCUUUUUACUUGGGGCAAGUUGGGAACGGAGCUAAGAUGAAGCUUAUAGUGAACAUGAUAAUGGGAAGCAUGAUGAAUGCGUUCUCUGAGGGGCUUGUAUUGGCUGACAAGAGUGGACUUAGCUCUGAUACUCUUCUUGAUAUUCUGGAUCUUGGUGCAAUGACUAACCCGAUGUUCAAGGGCAAAGGACCGUCGAUGAACAAGAGCAAUUACCCACCAGCGUUUCCAUUGAAACAUCAGCAGAAGGAUAUGAGGCUAGCUCUUGCUCUUGGUGAUGAAAACGCUGUUUCCAUGCCUGUAGCUGCGGCUGCUAAUGAGGCUUUUAAGAAGGCGAGAAGCAUGGGGCUUGGAGAUCUCGACUUCUCUGCUGUGAUUGAGGCUGUGAAAUUCUCCAAGGAAUAGUAAAAAACUGUCCAAAGAACCUGAUUAUUGUUUAUCUUCCCAAAUGGAGAUUACUUUCUAUUCAUUUGGCGAAAGAACACAUUUUAAUCCUUCACAAUAAGAAGUCUUUAAACACAAUC